Molecule: messenger RNA, 1980 nt
Organism: Corvus hawaiiensis (hawaiian crow)
Lineage: Eukaryota; Metazoa; Chordata; Aves; Passeriformes; Corvidae
Product: vasoactive intestinal polypeptide receptor 1-like
Exons: 13
Coding region: 70-1332 (420 amino acids)
Biological process (GO): adenylate cyclase-modulating G protein-coupled receptor signaling pathway; cell surface receptor signaling pathway
Cellular component (GO): plasma membrane
Molecular function (GO): vasoactive intestinal polypeptide receptor activity; peptide hormone binding; G protein-coupled peptide receptor activity
Source: RefSeq, a predicted model, not a curated record
GUCACGCAGGAGGAGCCGGGCUGUCCCCAACCCCUCGGGGACACAGCCGGGACCGCUCUGGGUGCAGCCAUGGCGGGUCCCUGGCAGCCCCCCCGGCCCCGCUCGCUGCUGCUCCUGCUGCUCCUCCCCACGCUGCAGGUGCGAGGGACUCAUCCCGACUGCUCCGUCGUCCUCCACUUCCAGAAGCGAGAAGCGGAAUGUCUGGAGAGGAUCCGGAGCGAGAGCCAAACCCCUGGGCAGGAAGGCUGCCCGACGGAGUGGGACGGGGUGAGCUGCUGGCCCGCCCUGCCCCUCGGCCAGUCCCGAGCUGUCGCCUGUCCUGACAUCCUGCACGUCUUCAAGAAUUCCAAAGGGCUGAUCCAGAGGAACUGCACCGAGUGGGGAUGGAGCCUCCCCAGCCCCCCCUACCACAGCGCCUGCCGGCUGGAGACCCUCGGCAGCAACAACGACACCGAGGCCACGAGAGGCCACUUUGUCACCAUGAAGGUGCUCUACACCUGUGGCUACUCCACGUCGCUGGCAGCGCUGCUCCUGGCCAUCGGCAUCUUCUCCUGCUUCGGGAAACUGCACUGCACCAGAAAUUCCAUCCACAUCCACUUCUUCACCUCCUUUAUCCUGCGGGCCACCGCCGUGUUCAUCAAGGACGGCGUCCUCUUCUCGGAUGAGUCCAUCGACCACUGCACGAUGUCCACGGUGACCUGCAAAGCAGCCAUCGCCUUCUUCCAGUACUCAGUGCUGGCCAACUUCUACUGGCUGCUGGUGGAGGGGCUGUACCUGCAGACGCUGCUGCUGCUCACCUUCACCUGUGACAGGAGCUACACCUGGGGCUACGUCCUCGUCGGCUGGGGUGUCCCCAUGGUCACAGUCGGGGUGUGGGUGAUCACCAGGCUCCAGUACGACAACCACGGGUGCUGGGAUGACUACUCCAGCCCGUACUGGUGGGUGAUCAAGGCUCCCAUCCUCCUGGCCAUAUUUGUGAACUUCCUCAUCUUCCUCAAUGUCACCAGGAUGUUGGCACAGAAGAUCCGGUGCCCAGACCUCAGCAAAACCCACAAGCAGCAGUACCUGAGGUUGACCAAGUCCACGCUGCUCCUCAUCCCCCUCUUCGGGGUGCACUACGUGGUGUUCGCACUCUUCCCCGAGCAUGUGGGCGUGGACGCCCGGCUCUACUUCGAGCUGGUGCUCGGCUCCUACCAGGGCUUCCUGGUGGCUCUGCUCUACUGUUUCCUCAACGGGGAGGUCCGGGCUGAGAUCAGGAGGAACUGGGGCAAGUGGCAAAGGUCCAUGGAGAACAACGUCUUCAACCUGGCCACCCAGGACUUCACAGCGUGACUGGCACGGCACUCCAGGAGAGUGGAGCUGCUGGAGGUGCAGCUCCAUGGCUGUGGUCCCAGAAAGACCCAAACCCCCCGAUUUUGGCAGUUCUGGGUCUGGCACCCUCAGAGGGUGGUGAGAACAGCCAUGGGAGAGGCUCUGCCCGCUCAGUGCUGGUGGAUCUGGCACCCUGUGGUGGCAUCUCACCCACCCGGAGCUCUCCUUGCUUCGGGGCAGAGUUUCGGGCAAAGGGAAGGGAAGUUCUCCACUUUUCUGGGCAGGAGACACAAAACCCCUCUUUUGAAGGACAGCUGGUGGGUUUUGCUUGCACUGGAAGGGAGAUGAGCUGCCCCGACACUGAAGGGAUUCACUGAUGGAUAUUUUCCCCCUUCCUUGCUUUACAAAAUCAUUUCCCUGCUGGGAAGAGUCCUAAACACAGCCAGGAGCCACCCUGGGGAUGGGGGAAGGAUAUGGAGAGAGGCAAAACCCCACAGCUCCACAGGAGCCCCCAGUGGCCUCAGUUCCUCCCCGCGUCCCUCCCUCCCUCCCGUGUCUGAUUGAGCUGGAGCUGUUCCCUUGCCAUGAGAGCUCUCACAGCCCUUGAGGAAUGGGACUCCCCUGGCUUCCCUGGGGUUCAUUUUCCAGGGAUAGGAAGGGUUUUGCCAA